AUGUUCAAGAAAUUCGGCAAGGAGGAGGUCCAUUCGCGUUCCAACAUCAAGUCCUCUGUUCAAAGAGGACUCAAGUCCAAUUUUGUUAACCACUUUGAGAAGGUCGAGCCGGUUAUCGACGACAUCAUCCCCAAGAAGUCGCAAGUGAUCUUGAUCAAAUGUGAACACAAGAUCCAGUGUUACUCUGUUGACGACGAGAUCGUCUUGUUCCAGCAUUUCGACGAUUUGGUCCCCCACUUGAAGGUGGUCCACAAAUACCCUGAAUUGUUCCCCAGAGUCCAGGUUGACAGAGGUGCUAUUAAAUUCGUCAUGUCUGGUGCCAACGUCAUGUGUCCAGGUUUGACUUCAGCCGGUGCCAAAUUGCCCGAGGAGAAUCUCGAAGAAGGCACUAUCGUCACCAUUUACGCCGAGGGUAAGGAUUCUGCUUUGGCGAUUGGAAAGUUGACCAUGAGCACCGACGACAUCAAGUCCAAGAACAAGGGCGUGGGUAUUGAAUUGUUGCAUUAUUUGGGAGACGGCUUGUGGCACUUUGACGCCAGCGUGUAA
Molecule: messenger RNA, 546 nt
Organism: Candidozyma pseudohaemuli
Lineage: Eukaryota; Fungi; Ascomycota; Pichiomycetes; Serinales; Metschnikowiaceae
Product: translation machinery-associated protein 20
Exons: 1
Coding region: 1-546 (181 amino acids)
Biological process (GO): formation of translation preinitiation complex
Molecular function (GO): RNA binding
Source: RefSeq, a predicted model, not a curated record